UACAGAUAUUUCGAGAUCAUCCGGUUGGCACAGAGGCUAGUAUCGUUGCAAAUGAGAUCAGCUUGUAUAUGUGGAAUCAUUUUUCAUGGGCUGCUGAAAGUUUCAAGCAUGUAGCUCCUUGAUACCGUGAUGCUUUAGUCUCUCACAUCAAGAUAAGUAUUAAAUUUGGAUGUCUUACAUAUCAUUACAUGAUCCAUAUUAUUUUUGGUUAUAUAAAUAAAUUUUUUAUUAUAUGAAUAAUUUCAUGUAUUUGCUUUUUGGUAUGAUGACUGUGUAGGAUAAUAUUGACUUUAAGGAUUGCACCGAUGAAGAAGUGAUGGCAUGUAUUCUCAAAAUGGCUGCAAAUAGAUACAGAGAUCGGCGAUGUAGGAUUCAUAAAUACUGCAAUGAGCUGCAGGCGAAGAGGAUUGAUCAUGUGACCCAGCCAUACAGAAAUUGGGCUUGGUCUAGUGAUGAUUGAUGGUGGUUAUGUGAGUAUUUUGGAAGUGAGGCAUUUCAGCGACGAUCGGAGGCGAAUAAGGUGAAUAGGAGUAAGAUUGAUUCUAUUCACACGCAAGGAAGUGCCUCUUUUGCACAGGAAAUGAAGAGGAUGGGACUAUCCGGAGUCGACGCCUAUGCUAAAUUCUAUCAAAACAAGAGUGGCAAGUUCGUGACCGAGGAGGCGAGGCAACGUCAUGAAAAAAUAUUACAAUUGAGAGAGCAGGCGACGAGGAAGAUUGGAUCUGACGAUGAUACUGGAUCGCAGCAGAUUUGUUUGAUGACAGAUGAUACGAUUUUGGAUACCGUCCUCGGACGGCAGCUAGGAUCUGGUCAUAGCAUGCGGUCCAAAAAAUCACGCAGUUCGUCAUCCGACCGGUCUGAUGAUGCAUCAGUGCCAGAGUCAGUCAGGACAUCCAUGAGCAUAAUGCAAAAUCAGAUUAGUUACUGGAUGAAUCAUAGUCAGACGCUCGAGAGGAUAGUAGCUGCGAUGGCGGGAUGGCUCGGUAUUGAUGCUUCUGAGUUAGCACCUCUACAGUCACAUAAUGCCGCCUCUGCACCACCAUCGCGACACAUAUCGGGUCAGGGAUCGAUGCCUGGAGAAAGAAACGAGGCCAACGAGCCAGAUCAUACCUAGUUUGUAGUUUUUUUAAAUUUAAAAUGGUGUAUGGACUUAUA
Messenger RNA from Elaeis guineensis (African oil palm), 1155 nucleotides. The record is from RefSeq and is a predicted model, not a curated record. Lineage: Eukaryota; Viridiplantae; Streptophyta; Magnoliopsida; Arecales; Arecaceae.